Schistocerca serialis cubense is the source of this 11657-nucleotide messenger RNA. It is a transcript of the gene zfh2, whose product is annotated as zinc finger homeobox protein 3. Gene Ontology annotation, molecular function: zinc ion binding; DNA-binding transcription factor activity, RNA polymerase II-specific; RNA polymerase II cis-regulatory region sequence-specific DNA binding. NCBI's taxonomy places the organism in Eukaryota, Metazoa, Arthropoda, Insecta, Orthoptera, Acrididae. The record is from RefSeq and is a predicted model, not a curated record. Gene Ontology annotation, biological process: regulation of transcription by RNA polymerase II. Gene Ontology annotation, cellular component: nucleus.
CCUCCGCUCGGAGAGCAUCGGUCACUCUUGUCGCAUGGAUAAUAUCGCCAGCGCCAAAAAAAGGAGGAGGAGGAAAAAGGACAAGAACUGGAGCGACCGAGCCUAACCUGCUGCUAGACUUCUUCCUUUUCUACAUAGGCGCGCACUGCUUUCGUGAAAGGAGGGACACGUAAUAGUAUACACGAACGAGAAGGAAGACGGAGGAGGGAAGAGACGGCGACGCAGACGGGGGAGGAGAGAGAGGCUUUUCACUCGGGUGUCCGGCGAAGCGGCGGCGACAGUGGCAUCGACAGCGACACACCCGAGGACAGUGCCGUCGAUUGUGCAGUGCGCUAUGGUGGCGGCCGAGUGAUUGUGUUGGCAUGACAACAGCGAGACGCCGGUCGACGAGCCGUGAGAUUCUGGCGCCGGGCGCCGACGCCAGUGCGCGCAAGUAUCCAGGAACUCGGAGGAAAUGCACUCAGACUGGGACCCGCGACUGCCGCGACAGCCGUGUCAGCAUGUGAUGGUUGAGGACGCCGCCCCCGCCGCCCAGCCAUGCCCAGCCCAGCCGCCGCAUCAGCAGCGCAGCCAGCAGCCGCCAUCAACAGUAGCAGCUCAGUCCCGGGGGCGGCGUCUCUAGAGCUCGACCAGCAGGACCAGGACCAGGACGGCAGCAGCUCGAGCAGUUCGAGCAGCAGCAGCAGCAGCAGCAGCUCCUCCAGCAGUAGCAGCAGCAGUUCCAGCACCAGCAUGAGCCCCGAGGAGGAGGCGUCGGCGUCGCCGCCGGCCGCCCCCGCGGUGAUCGCGGGCGGCGGCGACUCCGCAUCUGCGAGCCGCGUCGCCUCGCCGCCCACCGCCAGCAAGUUCCUACACGACGACCAGGCGGCGGCCAUCGCCGGCGCCAAGGUCGACACGGGCGGCAUGGCGAGCGCGGCCGGGGCCGGGGGCGGCGCCGGUGACCAGACGUCCGCCCCCGGCGCCGUGCACGCGCAGCAGCCGCCGCCGCCGUCGUCGCACGGCGCUUCGGACGACUCGUGCGCCACCAGCGACGUGGAGAAGUUCGACGGCAAGAUCGUGUACAACCCGGACGGCUCGGCGUACAUCAUCGAGGACAGCGAGCUGAGCGAGGAGGACGCCGUCGACCUGCCCAUCGGCGACGGCUGCAUCGUGGACGGGCGCGGCGUCAGCCUGUCGCAGUUCCAGGUCUUCCCGCAGAUCGCCAACGCCUUCUACGUGUCGCGCAACGCGUCUUUCUACAGCGCGCUGUACGGCGGCCCGGCCGCCACCGCCGCUGGCUACGGGCUGCUCCCGGACAAGAAGAUAGUUCCUGAGAUCCCGAUCAUGCACAGCUACCGCGUCUACACCGUGCGCGACGCGUCGGGCAAGAAUGCCCCGGCGUCUGGCGGCGGCGGCGACGCCGAAGACAAGUGCGCCAAGGGCGGCGACGCGGUCCAGCAGGACCGUGCCGACGCCAAGCAGGACAAGUACUCCGGCAAAGAUUGUUCCUCAGUUCCUGUCAAGCCCAUCCUCAUGUGCUUCAUAUGCAAACUCUCCUUCGGCUACGCCAAGUCGUUCGUGGCGCACGCGAUGGGCGAUCACAACGUGUCCUUGCUGGAGGACGAGAAGGACAUUCUCGGGCACAAGAACGCGUCGGCGAUCAUUCAGUGCGUGGGGAAGAACAAGGAGCCGCUGGUGUCGUUCCUGGAACCGCUGUCGGCCCCCGUGCCGGCGGUGAUCGCCUCCGACAAGCGCGCCGACCCGCCAACCUCUCAGCAACAGCACCAGACUCCGCAGCUUGUUCCUAAAGACCCGAAGCUCCUUUUUCCGGACGGCGGGUCGCGCUCUUCUCCCUCGGGAGGCAACUGUGAUGACAAGAGUGGCUACGGUAGUAGUGAGAUAGUGCGAGGACACUCUGAGGUGGCGGAGAGCCUAGUUGUUCACCGCCGCGAUGCGGACAUUAACUCCUCUCCUCUGGCGAGAGCUAACGUCCAGAAUCUUCAUGUUCCUGAGACUCCGGUCUCCCUACCUCAAAACGGUAGUUCUAGUAAUAAUAAUGUUAACAAUAAUAGUAUUAGUAUAAGUAGUAGUAGUAAUCUCAGCAACAGUAACAGUGUUGUCGGCACCAACGGAAGGAUAGGCGCGAGCGCCAACAAUGUGAUGGACCUGACACGCAAGAGCCCUAUUUCGGCGUCCGCGGCGACGACCGGCAGCGCGUCUCCCGGGGCCAGCCCCUCGCCGGGUUCGACCCUGAGCCCGCUGCUGCAGUCGUACCAACAGCACCACCACCACCAACAGCCGCACCAGCCGCCACCCAGCUUCCUCUCCGGCACGACGAUCGGCGUCUGCCCAGAGCACAUGGCGGGCAGACCCAGUGGCGCCGACUGCGCCAAGUGCGAACUCAUCCUGGCCUCGUCGCGCGGACUGGGCGCCGCUGCCGUCGGCGUCUUGGGCGCCGGCGUCCCCGGCAUGCACUCGCGCAACUCCUGUAAGACCCUCAAGUGCCCCAAGUGCAACUGGCACUACAAGUACCAGGAGACGCUGGAGAUCCACAUGAAGGAGAAGCACCCGGAGACGGAGACGUCGUGCAUCUACUGCAUCGCGGGACAGCCGCACCCGCGGCUGGCCCGCGGAGAGACCUACACUUGCGGGUACAAACCGUACCGCUGCGAAGUCUGCAACUACUCGACCACGACCAAAGGGAAUCUCAGCAUACACAUGCAGUCGGACAAGCACCUGAACAACAUGCAGGAGCUGCAGAACGGCGGCGUGGCGGCGGGCGCGGGAGACGGCCAGCACCACCAGCAGCAGACGCCGCCGCCCUCGGUGAAGCCGUUCAGUCCGCACCACCACCACCACCACCAUCCGGCGUCGCAGCAGCAGCACCACAAGCCGAAGCCCACGUUCCGCUGCGACGUCUGCAACUACGAGACGAACGUGGCCCGCAACCUGCGGAUCCACAUGACGAGCGAGAAGCACACUCACAACAUGAUGGUGCUGCAACAGAACGUGAAGCACAUGCAGACGCUGAGCGCGCUCCAGCACCAGCACGGCUCGGCGGCAGCUGCCGCCGCCGCCGGCGUCGAGUCGCUGCUGCACUUCCACCCGGGCCUCACCCUGCCGGGCGACAAGCCGCCCCCGCACACGGAGGCGGCGCUCGCCGACAUGGCGUACAACCAAGCGCUGCUCAUCCAGAUGAUGACGGGCGGCCAGCUGCCGCCGCACCUCGACCUCGCGCCGCACCUGGACGCCGGCCUCAACCCCGACACCAUGGAGCCGCCGCCCGAGCCCGCAGACCCCAACCCUCAGCAACUCUUCCAGUGCUGUGUCUGCAACGCCUUCGCCACCGACUCUCUGGAGGCGCUGUCGCUGCACCUGUCCGCCGACCGCACCAAGAUCCGCGAGCAGGAGAUCCUCGCGGUGGUCGCCGGCCACUACGUCUGCAAGCUGUGCACCUACAAGACCAACCUGAAGGCCAACUUCCAGCUGCACUGCAAGACGGACAAACACCUGCAGCGGCUGCAGCACGUCAACCACGUGAAGGAGGGCGGCGCGCGCAACGAGUGGAAGCUGAAGUACUUGUCGUCGCCCGGCGGCGUCCAGGUGAGGUGCCACGCGUGCGACUACUACACCAACUCCGCGCACAAGCUGCAGCUGCACGCGGCCGGCCAGCGCCACGAGGCGUCGUGCCUGCUGUUCGUGCACCUCCGAGACACGGACGCCGGCUCGGGGCCCGGCGAGCGGCUCUACCACUGCGCCCUGUGCGGCUUCUCGGCGCGCGCCAAGCUGCCGCUGCUGCAGCACGUGCGCACGGUCAAGCACCUGCAGAUGGAGCAACUCCACCAACUCCAGCGACGCUCCGAGGGCAAGGAACCCCACGCUGACAUCUCGGAGGUGUUCCAGGUCAUCGUGCAGCCGCAGUACGGCCAGCAGCAGCAGCAGCAGCAACCGGCGCUGCCGCCCACGCGCCACGACAGUCCACCUCAGGCGUCAGCUCUCGAAUGUGACUCGCGCAAGGAACAGCAGCAGCACAGUGUGAAGACCGAGGCAAAGGAGGGCGGCGGCAUGCCGAAGCAGCCAGAGUGCGACGACGGGGGCGGCGGGGGUGGACAGCACGGCUGCCCCUACUGCAACUACAGCAGCUCUUCCGAGAUGCGGACGCAGGCGCACGUGCUGGCGCAGCACUCGCAGCUCACCUCUCCGCCGGCGACGCAGCAACAACUCCAGCAUCACCAGCAGCAGUUUCAGCUGCACCACCACCAUCACCCGCAGCAGCAGCACCAUCAACAACAACAGCAGCAACAACAACAACAGCAGCAGCAACAGCAGCAGCAGGAGUUCCAGUGUCCACUCUGCCAGGAUAGCUUCCGCGACCGCGGAAGCCUGGAGCGGCACGUCAUGCAGAUCCAUUCGGUCAACUCGGAGGGCCUCCAGCGACUGCUGCUGCUUGUCGACCAGUCGCACUGGCUCAACGCUGGGGCGCCUGGUCCUCCUGCUCCUCAAACCCCUCAGCUCAGUCAGCAACCACAGCAGCAACAGCAAUCUCAACAUCAACAUCAACAGCAGCCAGCGCCAAACCAAGCCAGUCAGAUGGUCAGCCCGGUCAGUUCCUCGUCGUCUGGUGGCUGCAAGGAGCUGGACACCAGCAAGCACAACAAUUCGUCCGAUGUCAACUCUGUAGACGAGAAUCUACCACAGUCGCCUGUCGACCAUCAGCAGGAUGCGGACGAGAAUCGUUGCCAGACGUGCUCGAAGUCGUUCCGCAGCGUGGACGAACUGUGCUCCCACCAGACGGAGCAGGGCCACCUGGAACUGAAGCAGACGCCGAGCGGGCCCGGCUACCUGUGCUGGAAGAAGGGCUGCAACCAGUACUUCCCCACCGCGCACAGCCUGCAAAUGCACUUCCGCGAGAUCCACGCGCGCUCGGGGGCCCCGGCUGGUCCGGGCACGCAGCAGACAACGACGACGACCACGACGAUCGCGGCGGUGUCGGAGAAGCACGUAUACAAGUACCGCUGCAACCAGUGCAGCCUCGCCUUCAAGACGAUGGAGAAGCUGCAGCUCCACUCGCAGUACCACCUCAUCCGCGACGCCACCAAGUGCGUACUGUGCGGCCGCAGCUUCCGAUCCGUGCUGGCCCUCUACAAGCACGUCGAGACGGCGCACUCCGAGCUCUCCGACGACGAGCUGUCCGCCUACAAGCAGAGCCUCAUGAACAACCCGCUGCUGCUGGCCGGGCUCAGCGGCCAGGUCCUCGACCCGGCCACCAACGAACUGCUGAGGAAGGAGUCGCUCAAGAUGGAGGCGGCCGACGAGGUCACCGAAGUGGACGACAGCCCUACCAAAGAACACAACCAGAGCCAGGACGACAUCGGCGCCCAGCAGAGCGGCGACGGCGAGAACAGCGACGACUCCGUCAUCUACAAGGAGCAGCAGUUCCUGGAGGACUAUCUCAACAGCCAGGCGAUCGCGGAGGACAGCUACAACGACCCGAACCGCAAGUACAAGUGCCACCGGUGCAAAGUUGCCUUCACUCGCCAGAGUUACUUGACUAGUCACAACAAGACCUUACUUCACCGCAAGGGCGAGAAACUGAGCUACCCUAUGGAGAAGUACCUCGACCCGAACCGGCCCUACAAGUGCGACGUGUGCAAAGAAUCUUUCACGCAGAAAAACAUACUGUUGGUACACUACAACUCCGUGAGCCACCUGCACAAGCUUAAGAGGGCCAUGCAGGAGCAGCAGCAGAACAACAACAAUAAUAACAACAAUAACAACAACAACAAUGCUGCUUCCUCCCACGCUGCCGCCGCGGCGUUGGCCGCCAGUCUGGGCGUUACACCACCACCGAUGCCAAAGACGAACGCGUGCGUCGAGGACGACGACAAGAAACCGUACAAAUGCAACAUCUGCAAAGUGGCCUACAGCCAGGGAUCGACCCUCGACAUCCACAUGCGUUCGGUGCUGCACCAGACCCGCGCAUCCAAGUUGCAGGACCUCGCGAUGACGGGACAGAUCGACCUCAGCAAGCCGUUGAUAGAACAGCCCGAACCGCAGAAGGUGCAGGAUCAGCACAAGAAAAUGAUGCACGAGAUGAUGAGCUGCUCGACACCGAAGCAGGCAUCGCCACCAGCAUCUCAAGGACCUUCUCCUACCUCAUCGGCCUUGACACCAGUUCCUAUGGGCAGUUCGCCCUCGCCCCAGCAGCCACAAGCUCCGCACGGCAUGCUAUCGUGUCAGCGCUGCAACGCCUUCUUUGUGAGCCAGGAGCAGCUGGCUACGCACCAGCAAUUGUACUGUCUGUUUGGUAGUCCCAUGUCACUUUUCUCACCUCCGCACGCCCAACCCCAACAACAGCAACAACAGCCAGCACCACAACCACAACAGCAACAGCAGCAGCAACAGCAACAGACUACUCGAUGCUCUCCGACUCCACAAUGUAGCGACAGGACGCCACCACCAUCUCAACAGCCAGCGCAACAAUUGCAGCUCGCACAGAACUCGUGCGAAGAACCCAUGUCGCGACUGGCCAUGAACAGCACCCGAAAGUCCAACCAGGUGUACAAGCAUUUGCUUGAGAGCUUCGGUUUCGAUUUGGUAAUGCAGUUCAACGAGAACCACCAACGUAGACAGCAACAGUUACUAGCUUCCACUUCCGAACAGCCCAACAAUGGGUGUGGUGCUAAUGGCGACGACGAUGUCGAGAUGAUCGAAGUGAAGACUGAACCUCUUGACGAACACCAAGCAGGUGACCUACCAGAGCUGGCUAAAUCUGUGUGUCAGCACUGCCACAAAGAGUUCUCCAGCGUGUGGGUGCUCAAGGCGCACUGUGAGGAAGUUCACCGCGAUCUCGUUCCACCAGAAUUCCUGGAGAAGUAUGCGCAACAGAUCAAGUCGGAACUGGAGAAGAAAUCUGUCGUGGUCGCUGCCAACAUUAGCUCUGAAAUUUCCCCCGAGAAGGAGGCCGUCGCUUUCGACGAUUCUAAAGAGAAGUCGCUCCAGAGUACGCCACCAGCUCCAGACCUGCAGCUCCCGACGACAGCGCCGAGUACUCCGACCGCUUCAUCGACUCCAGCCUCCAGCACUGAUUCAAUCCCGGCGGCUCAGCACCACCAUCACCACGCAACAGCAGCAGCAACAACAACAGCAGCAGCAGCCCCAACAGCAGCAGCAACAGCAGCAUCAGCAACAACAACACCAGCAGCAGCAUCGUUAUCGAUGUCGCUGGCGCAACAGAUGAACGAGAUGCUCAGCGUGAUGGCGGUGCAGCAGCAGCUGCAGCAGUUCAGUCCGAUGAUGAUGGGCAUGGCGGCCAUGGGGCUGGGCCCCCUGGGUCUCAAUAUGGGAGCCCUGGCCGCCAUGAACCUGCAGCCGCCGUUGGUGCCCAUGAUGAUGCCGCCGCCGCCACACUUCGACCCACUGGGCCAGCUCUUCGGAGGGCCUGCCGCUGCCGCCGCGCCAGAACACCUUCUGGCCAAGCAGCAGCACCAGCUACUGCAGCAGCAGCAAGCGGUGACGGCGGCGGCGCAGCAGAAACGAGCGCGUACCCGCAUUACGGACGACCAGCUCAAGAUCCUCCGCGCGCACUUCGACAUCAACAACUCGCCGUCCGAGGAGCAGAUCCACGAGAUGGCAGGCCAGAGCGGGCUGCCGCCCAAAGUCAUCAAGCACUGGUUCCGCAACACGCUGUUCAAGGAGCGACAGCGCAACAAAGACUCGCCGUACAACUUCAACAAUCCUCCCUCGACCACUCUCAACCUGGAGGAGUACGAGAAGACGGGGGAGGCGAAGGUGACGCCACUGAAUCCCCCUCCGUCUUCGGAGGACACUACUCCCAAGGCGGCACCUUCCCCGUCGCCUACGCCCAACAGACGUAAACAAGCCACGCCCCAGCAGCAGGCACAACCACCUCCAGAACAACAACAACAACAACAACAACAACAGCAGCAGCAACAACAACAGCAGCAGCAGCAGAAUCAGAUCCAAACCCACAGCCUCCAACAACCACCAGCCCCUCAGACGCCGGUGACGUUACCAACUGACGUCAUUAAAACGGAACCUAGAGAGACACCUCCCCAGACAGACGCCUCCUACAGCAGCGUGUUCGGCGACAUGUCGCAAGACCAACAUGCUGUGAAAGACGAACGCCCUGUCGAGCCUAUUGAGGAGAAGCCGCAAGUUCUGCUCCCUCCAGCGACAUCUUUACCUGGUGGAGCCCUCCCUCAGACGUCGGUGGCAACUACGACCAGCGAACCGUGCCCUCCGCCCCAGACGAGUUUGCGUAGUAACUCCCCAGGAAACCUGACGCUCACGUCCAUCAUCGCGUCGCAGCUCGGCUCCGACUCCAUCAUAACGAGCCACAGUGGGAUGGGAGCGGUCUCCAGCGUCCCUUGCAGCAACACUAUGAGCGGAAACACCAGCACGACCGUGAGCAACAUGCUGCCGCCGAAGCUGACUCCGCCGAACUUCGCGUCACCGAGCCAGCUCCCCACGUCGCCGAGCAUUCUGCCCCUGGCGCCGGUGUCCAGAAGCGCGAGUCCGUGCCGAUCGUACACGAGCAACUCUUCGGACGGCUUCGGGCACGUUUCCGCGGGGGGUGCCGGCGGCAACGGCAACACCCCGACCGGGGGCUCGUCCGGAAAGAGGGCCAACCGGACGCGCUUCACCGACUACCAGAUAAAAGUACUGCAAGAGUUCUUUGAGAACAAUGCCUAUCCUAAAGAUGAUGAUCUGGAAUAUUUAUCCAAACUGUUGAAUCUCAGCCCGAGAGUAAUUGUAGUUUGGUUCCAGAACGCCCGACAGAAGGCCAGAAAAGUUUACGAGAACCAGCCACCAGUGGAAGCGCCACCAGGUGUCGAGGAUGGCGGUGCCAACAGAUUCCAAAGAACUCCUGGCCUCAACUACCAGUGUAAGAAAUGUCUGCUCGUUUUCCAGCGCUACUAUGAACUGAUACGCCAUCAGAAGACGCACUGCUUUAAAGAGGAAGACGCUAAGAGAUCUGCUCAGGCCCAGGCGGCUGCUGCUCAAAUUGCUGCCGUACUGUCGUCAGAAGAUUCCAAUUCUAGCACCAUAGCUGAUACGACUCAACACCAGCAGCCACCUGUGAUACCACAGAUACAGCAACAACAGGUGCAGCUUCACCAUCAACAGCAGCAGCAACAACAACAACAGCAGCAACAACAAUCCCCGCAACAGCAACAGCAGCAGCAACCAGUACAACAGCCACCGUUACAACCUCAGAUUCAGUCCCUGUUGCCUGCAAUACCAGCCCCAUUACCCACCAAUCCCCAAACACCAUCGAGGACUAUCACGCCGACACCAGCCUCUGUCUUAUUUCCUCCCUCUCCUAUCCCUACCCCUGCCACAUCAACCAGUGGCGAUAAUACAAGCAAAGAAGGUACCUUCCAGUGCGACAAGUGCAAUUUAGUGUUUCCUCGAUUUGACUUGUGGCGGGAACAUCAGCUGGUUCAUAUCAUGAAUCCCAACUUGUUUCCAAGUUAUCCACCCGAUAGCCCUUUUGGAAUAUUGCAACAACAUGCUCAGCUACAACAGCAGCAGCAACAACAACAACAACAACAACAACAGCAGCAACAGCAGCAGCAACAACCACAACCGCAAAUUGUUGCUGGACUGGGAGUCGCCGAUUUGUCGGUCAAUUCGGCGUCCCCGCACGCCCAUCCCUUGGCGUCCAUGCUGACGGCAAACAAAAGGAAAUUUGAUGAAUAUGAAGAGAAUUCCGAACGUGACCAAGAGCAACCAAAAGACAAGAGACUUCGGACAACGAUUUUACCGGAGCAGCUCGAUUAUCUGUACCAGAAGUAUCAGCUGGAAAGUAACCCUUCCAGAAAGAUGCUGGAAAACAUUGCACGCGAAGUAGGACUGAAAAAGCGCGUCGUUCAAGUGUGGUUUCAAAAUACACGCGCCCGAGAGCGGAAGGGACAGUUCCGAGCUCACGCUCAGGUCAUCAACAAGCGCUGCCCGUUCUGUCCAGCCCUCUUCAAGGUGAAGUCCGCGCUCGAGUCGCAUCUCGUCACGAAGCACGCUGACCAGUGCACCAGAGGGGAGAUUAAUAUCGAUGCACUUCCAGACGAAGAACUGAGCAUGGAGUCGACGCCGUCAUUCACAUCGUCGCAAAUGGGAGACGCCAGCAAAAUGGGCUCAUCGUACGGCACGGCUACGCCGACGCAGAAUCUCAUGCCGCCACUUUUUCCACCAUUCCACACGGAUAUGGAGAACUCUCUGAAGAAGUACUACGAAGAGUCUAUGAAGCGGUACCUCAGUGAGCUGCAGGCUCACCAUACGGCGCAGCAAAACGGCUCCAUUAGUGGCGUUAAAGAAGGCGGCAUUCCGACAGAUCUGAGUAUGAAAAUCAAACAAGAGCCAGUGACGUCCGGCGGCGAGGGUGGUGGCGAGUGUCCACUAGACCUGAGCAAACCGGUCGAUCUCAGCAGGCCGAUGAAGAUCUCUAUGGACCACAACACUUCGCUGACGGAGGCCGGUCCUCUGACGGAUCUCAGCGAGCGCAGCAUAUGCUUCGAGGACGAUUCCAUGUCGGAGACGACAGAGAACAUGGACGGUUACGAGAGCAGUCCAACUUCUCCGGCGUCCAGCACGCAGAGCGGUCACCAGAGGCAUAUGAACGCUUGUAGCACCCCUGUGGGUAGCGGCACCGGCGGCGGCAGCACGGGCAGCGGGCCGGGGAGUGGGGGCAAGCGCUUCCGGACUCAGAUGAGCAGCCUCCAGGUGAAGGCGAUGAAGUCCCUCUUCAGCGACUACAAGACGCCGACGAUGGCCGAAUGCGAAAUGCUCGGCCGGGAGAUCGGCCUACCAAAGAGAGUGGUGCAGGUGUGGUUCCAGAACGCGCGGGCGAAGGAGAAGAAGAACAAACUGGCGCUGCAGAAGGCUCUCGUCGGCGACGGCAACCCUCCGGCGCCCACGACAACUCCGGAGCGGCCGCCGGAAGAGUGUCGCCUGUGUCAGUUCAAGUAUUCGCACAAGUACUCCGUGCAGGACCACAUCUUCACGAAGAAGCACAUCGACAAUGUGAAGGCGUACAUCGAGAGCGGCAAGGCGGACGCUUCCGGCAACACCAGUGACGGCGGCGGCAGCGGCGGCGCCGGCGCCGAGUUCACGGUACCACCAGUGCCCGUGGCGGGGUCCUCGACGACUGCUCCGGUCCAGCAGCCGAUGGGAGACUCAGCGGGCGGAGUGGCUUCCGGCCAGCAGUUCGUAGCAGCGGCUGCUGCGGCGGCCAACAUGAACCAGCUGGCGCAGCUGCAGAUGCUGCAGAUGGCCGGCCUGUCGCUCAAGCCGGAGGCGGCCACCGGCGGCGGCGGCGGAGCCGUUUCUGGCAGCACCGGCGGGGGCGGAGGCGGGGGCGGAGGGCCCGGAGGCGGCGCCGGCACCGGGUCUGGCGGCGGGGCGGCGGCCAAAGAGGGCGACGAGAUGGCGCUGUUCCACCAGCUGUACGGGCUCGGCCUGCCCGGCUUCCCGCCGCAGGGCAACCUCUUCCUGCACCCCGCGCUCUUCUCCGCCACCGAGGAGUCUGUAUAGCACCAACGGUCUCUCGUUCGAAACCACGCAACAGACUGGCGCUGCCGGCCAAUGGACACUGUUAGUACCAGAGACACCGAAUUUUCCCCUGUUGUGCAUCCCACUCUUCUGUGCGUUUUUCGCCU